Molecule: messenger RNA, 2160 nt
Organism: Danaus plexippus (monarch butterfly)
Lineage: Eukaryota; Metazoa; Arthropoda; Insecta; Lepidoptera; Nymphalidae
Product: lysosomal proton-coupled steroid conjugate and bile acid symporter SLC46A3
Exons: 9
Coding region: 170-1603 (477 amino acids)
Biological process (GO): transmembrane transport
Cellular component (GO): membrane
Molecular function (GO): transmembrane transporter activity
Source: RefSeq, a predicted model, not a curated record
CAGUAAUGCUGUAAUGCAGUCGACACUAUUCGCGGGAAACGAGCACGGUUUUGAGGUUGAGUUUGUGUUGAUUUGUUAACAAUAUGACUUGAGCGGUCGUGAAGACAGCUAUGCUGUAUUUUUUAUUUGCUCAACACAUAUAUUACUAUUAGAAACAAGUAAAUACAACAUGGACAUUCAAAGUAACGAGUCAACAUUGUGCAUGGAAGCAAGGAGACCGUGGUACAAAUAUGUUACCAUAGAGCCUGUGAUGUUUUUCUACAUGAUGGCUUAUAUGAUAACAAAUGUUAUCGAGCAAACAUUCUAUGUGUUCCGUGCCUGCACUGUAGACCAUGGUUACAGUGAAGAGAUAUGUUACAAUAUAAACAAAUACGAGGACAUCAAUAAAGAAGUCCAGGUGACAGUGUCAACAUUUCAUCAGUGGAACGGCAUAGCUGGUCACGUGGUGCCGCUGCUGCUGGCGUUCUUCCUCGGCUCGUACAGCGACAAGCGCGGCAGGAAGGUGGUGUUGCUGGCAGGCCUGUUAGGCAAACUCUACUUCUCUAUCAUGAUAACCGUGAAUACCGUUAAACCAUGGCCUCUCAGCUACGUGAUAUACACAGCGGCGUUUCCCAGCGCGUUGACUGGCGCUGAUCUUGCGAUAUUCGCUGGUUGCUUUGCAUAUAUAUCAGAUGUCUCAUCAAUUAACAACAGAACUCUGAGAGUUGGAAUUCUAGACGUCGUGUACUUAAGCACCAUGCCCACUGGAGUCGCUAUUGGUAAUCUUAUAUACAACAGAGUGGUGAACAAAUCAUUCACAGCCAUGUUCGCUAUCAACUCAUGUCUGAUGCUGGUGGCUACUUUAUAUUGCACAGUGUUCCUUAAGUGGCAGACGAGACCAGAACAGAGGUCCUUGAAAGAUGAUGACGUCACCAACCCCGUGAAGGAUUUCUUUGAUCUGAACAACAUCAGACAGACAUUGAUCACACUAACCAAGAAGAGAUCUAAUAAUAGAAGAUUAUUCCUAUGGUUCCUAUUAAUAUCAAUGGCUUUCUAUACAUUCCAAAGAGACGAGAGGCCCGUGAUGUAUCUGUACAUGAUAAAAGUCUUCAAGUGGGACGCGACUGACUUCAGCAAUUUCCGAACGUAUCUCAGCACCGCGUACGUCGUAGUUAUGUUGUUGGGGAUACCGCUUAUGACUAAAAUCCUCAAUUGGAGGGACACGGUGAUAGUAAUGUUAGGUGCGUCGGCACACAUGUGCGGUCAUUUGACCUAUGCGCACGCGCAGACCGACAACACACUGUACAUCGGGGCCACGGCAGCGGCGCUCGGCCCGUGUGUAGCGCCCCUUAUACGGUCAAUGACCUCCAAAAUUUUGGCGCCGUCUGAAAGAGGCGUAGCGUUCGCUUUUCUAUCUGUGAUGGAGAAUGCCGUUGCAAUGUUCGCGUCCGUGCUUUACUCGCAGCUAUACAAAGCCACCUUGGACACGUCUUAUAUAAACGCGAUAUUCUAUCUCACUAUGGGAACGCAGGCUGUCGUUUUUGUUUUGUCUCUUACAAUGGAGAUAUUGCUUAAGGGAAGACGGUUGGAAGCUCAAAUACACGAAGACGUCAAUAGUAUGUAGUAAAGAAUUAUAUUUGUUAGAAUAUUAUGAAUAUGUAUAUAUGUAAAUUCUAGAGUGCAGUCGGGAGUGUAUUUUGCUUUUAAUCAAUAAUUGUGUUUAAAUUUUGUAAACUAUAUCUCUAAUAAGGAUUUAUAUAAAACAAAGAAUUUAAAUCUACAAAAAGACUUAAUUUCCUUGGAGCACUAUUGUAUUAUUAAUGGUUUACAUUUAAACAUUGAAAAGUGGCACGUAAUUACAUUUUCCAAGAAAAAAACUCAAAUUUCUUUUGAUUCUCAUAUACUUGGCAAUCAUCUAUCUAGGGUACUUGAGAUCAGACACCUCGGGUUAACUCUUGAUCAGGGACUAACAUUCGGAAGACACGUUGAGAACAUUGUUGCGGGAGCAUACCAAAUGUAAGGUUUCAUCUUUCGUCAAGGUAUUGAUUUUAAAAAUAUAUUAAGGUUUGAUUUACUUUAUAACAGUCUCGUUAGAUCCAAAUUAGAAUUUGCGUCUUGUGUUUGUAAUUCACAUCAUAUGAAUAGUGUUAAAGCGAUAGAAAAUGUUCAAAAUAAAUAUUU